AUGAAUUAUUUUCUUUUAUUUCCAUUUUUGUUAAUUAAUUUUUGUUAUUUCACAAAUGGUGAAAAAGCAACAGUUGCACAAUGCGAAACUGUGGUUGAAUAUUAUGUAAUAAAAGAUGACUGCGUCUGCACAAAUGAUUUUAGUAAAUGUCUAACAUCAAUAGUAAAUCAAGGAAAGUGUACAAAAGAGGAUUUUCCCGCUAAUUUAACUGAAACAACCUUGUGUACUAAAAUGUAUUCGAAAUGUUCGUUAACGGAAAAUGAAUGUGAUAUUUGUGGAUGUUUUGAGUAG
This is a messenger RNA of Meloidogyne enterolobii, 291 nucleotides long. The record is from the annotation of a GenBank genome assembly. NCBI's taxonomy places the organism in Eukaryota, Metazoa, Nematoda, Chromadorea, Rhabditida, Meloidogynidae.